GCCCGGCCCCGCCCCGCCCCCGGCCCCGCCCGCCGCCGCCAUGUUGCGGCCGUUGGUGCCCGGUGCGGGGUGAGGCCUGCGCGGGGCCCCGGCGGCGGCGGGGCCCUCAGAGGAGCCGCCUGCGUGGGUGGCAAUCUUGAACCUCUUCCUUGAACAGCAUGGUACGCGCUGGUUUGAAAGCUGCAGAGGAGCUACUGCAGAUCUCCAGAAGUCCCCAGCAAUAGCACCACUACCAAAAGCUUUCAUCAUGGGGGACAUGAAAACCCCAGACUUUGAUGACCUCUUGGCUGCUUUUGACAUCCCCGAUCCGACUAGCCUUGAUGCCAAGGAGACCAUCCCAUCAACUGGGGAGGAGAAUGAGAAUCACCUGAAGUCGUCGGGAAUCUGCAUAGAUGAGAAUGUGUCCUUAUCCCAUUCUUUGCCUCCCUCUGAUGCUCCUGUUGUGAGUGUGAUAGUGAAGAACACGAGUCGCCAGGAGUCCUUUGAAGCAGAAAAGGAGGGCAAUCACCUUGGGACUGGUCUGCUACACAACGGGUUUCGUGGGUCCGAUCUGCCAUCAGAGGCUCACGCUUUAGUGCAUAAUUAUGGCAAGUUUGAGUCAACUUUUAUUAAUGGCGACAGCUCAAGAAGUUACUCUGAUAAACUGGACCAGUCCAAGUCAGAGCCUUUGCCAACAUUUAGUCAGUUUAGCCCAAUUUCCAGCCCUGAACCAGAGGACACAUUCAAAGAGAACAGUAUUGGUGAUAAACCCAAACAUGCCCAAACUCCGUAUUUUCCACCACCUUCAAUGUAUAUACCAACAGGAGCUUCAGUACUAGAUCAUCUUAGGAAGGUACCAGAGCCCGAAUUAAGCAUGUUUGAUCAAUACUGUAAAAAGGAACAAAAGAUGGAAAUCCACUGCCAGCUGGAGAAUAGGCUGGAAAUGAGCAGGAGAGAACAAGACAAAGCAGCAGAGAGGUUUGUGGAGUCAAGCAAGGACUUGGUAGAUACCAAUAGCUUUCUUGGAGAAGGCUUGGUGUUUGGAGACCUCCCUCACAAUAAUUUAGGAGAAAGUAAGGGGUCUGUGCCCGAGCUGAACGUGUCUUCGUCGGUACCGCCUCGCCAGAGGUUAAAGCCAACUCAUUCAAAGUUGUCAUCCUGCGUGGCGGCAUUAGUAGCUCUUCAGGCCAAAAAGGUUGCAUGUAUUCCAAAAGGCGAUCAGCCAAAUCUUACCAAGGAACCUGGUCCUUUUAAAGACGGGACGAAGGGAAGUCCAAAAAUGCCUAAGUCGCCAAAGAGUCCUCGAAGCCCCUUAGAGGUGGUAAGGAAGGCCAGCAAGCAGCCCGAGAGUCCUCGAAGCGUGUGCAGCGACAGCAGUGGGAAAGGCUCCCCUUCCAUGGCAGCUGGCUCUCCGCCAGCUAUUCCCAAAGUUAGAAUAAAGACUAUCAAGACAUCCUCUGGUGAAAUUAAAAGAACUGUAACUAGAAUUUUGCCAGAAAAUGAUGAGUUGGGCAAAUCUUCAGAAGAGUCGCCUGUGGAAACCUCAUCUGCCGAAGAGUUUAUCAAAUCUUUCCCAUCACCUGACACUAGUGCAGUUAUGGAAAGUGAGGCUAGCAAGAAUUCAACCAAAAAUGGGACUGCUGUGGCUAUCCAGCUGUCAAACGUAACGAGUCCUUACGCAGACGGUAUGAAAACAGAUACUGCUGCAAACAGCACAUGUGCCGUGUCCUUAUCUCCACUGCCGAACUGUGGUGGUGGUGCCAUAAAAGUAGGUGUUAAGAGGCAGCAGCAGGGUACUGUGAUGCAGCCAUCCAACGUGACCACCUCCAGCCUUCUUCCCAAAGCCGUGCAUUUGGCAAAUCUCAACUUAGUCCCACAUAGCGUUGCUGCUUCUGUUACGGCAAAGUCAUCCGCACAGAGGCGAAAUCAGCCUCAAGUGACACAGAUGUCUGUGCCGCUGGUGCACCAAGUCAAGAAAGCUGCUCCUGUCAUUGUGGAGGCGUUUAAUAAAGUACUACACAGUGCCAAUCCAGUGCCAAUAUAUACUCCAAACCUUAGCCCUCCUCCUGACACCAGUAUUAAUUUACCUGCCUCUGGGUAUUGUUGCCUGGAAUGUGGGGACUCGUUUGCCUUAGAGAAAAGCCUGACUCAACACUAUAGUAGACGAAGUGUUCAUAUUGAAGUCAUGUGCACUCAGUGUUCAACUAUGCUACUUUUUUUUAAUAAGUGUAGCUUGCUUAAACAUGCAAGAGAUCAUAAGAGCAAAGGAUUUAUCAUGCAGUGUUCUCAGCUGCUAAUGAAACCAAUUUCCUUAGACCAAAUGUUUUCACCUUCCUCUACGAGCUCUUCAGCCUCUCUGGCUCCUCAGACUUUGCACUCGCCCUCUCCUUCGCGUAAGCCCAGUGCUACUUCAGGAGGUGGGGUAGGAAUUUCUGCUAACACUCAGCCAGCCUUGCCUCUCUAUACGGACCCAUUGAGACUAAUCCGUCAUGGACUUAAGUGUUUAGAGUGUAACAAGCAGGCGCAGGAUUACGUUGCUUUAGCAGCUCAUUACCAGAGAACCUCAGAAGAUAAUGAGAGACUGACAUGUCAAGUGUGCCAGAUGAUGCUGCCCAACCAGUGCAGUUACUGCGCUCACCAGAGGAUCCACGCUCACAAGUCUCCGUACUGCUGCCCGGAGUGCGGAGCCGUCUGCCGCUCUGCCUAUUUCCAGACUCACGUCAAGGAGAACUGCCUGCAUUACUCCCGCAAAGUCGGAUUCAGGUGCAUCCAUUGUGGAGUUGUCUUCAUGACCCUCGCCAUGCUGAAAGUGCACAUCCACGAGAAACACUGCGAAGUCUUCCACAAGUGUUCUUUUUGCCCGAUGGCCUUCAAGUCAGCUGACAGCACCACGGCUCACAUGACCAGCCAGCACCCAGCAGAGCCUCACAAGACUACUCAGGUGAUCUACAAAUGCUCUUGCGAGACAGUCUUUAACAAGAAGAAGCUGCUCCAAGAGCACUUCCAGCAGAACACCAACAAGUUGUUAGUGGGCGUAUUUAAGUGCCCACAGUGUCAGCUGGUGUAUAUGCAGAAACAGCAGUUAAUGCAGCACGUUAAGGGUGUUCAUGGAGUCCCACAAAAUCCUGAGGAGCUCUCAAACUUUCGACAGAAAUCUGAGAAGGCAUCAAGGAACCAGGUUCAUACCUCACCAAAGGAGCUGUCGGUAGCCAAUGGGACUUCCCACUCCCCUCUGCCGAGGAAGGACAUGAGGGUGGAAGGACACAAUCCCGAAUCCAAGUCCAGACUGAGAAGAACUGGUUGGACUUGCAAGGAAUGUUCACAGUGGAUCCCCGAUCGGGAAACCUAUGUGUCCCACAUGAAGAGAAGUCAUGGAAGGUCUAUGAAGAGAUAUCCCUGUCGACAGUGUGAACGCUCAUUUAAUGCCUCCAACAGUCUGCGUAGACACAUCCGCAAUAAUCACGACACAGCAAAGAAAGUUUAUACUUGCUGGUACUGCACAGAUGAAAAUCAGACAUUUCCUCAGCCGUUCAUGCUGGAGAAUCACAUCAGCCUCAUGCAUGGCAUCAAAAACCCAGACUUAUCCCAGAUGGCCAAAGCAAAAGCUCCAGAGAGAGACACAGCAGAAGCAAAAUCUCCAAAGAGGAUGGCAACGGAUGAGCUGGGUCAGGCAGAGACCGACGUGGGUUCAGACGUGCCACCAGCCAAAAAACUGAAAGCACAUUGGAAAUGUGCUAAAUGCGGAUUUGCGACAGACAUCAGUACUGAGUUUCAGGAACACAUACCUCGGCACAAGACAGACAGCUCCACCUACCAGUGCUUGUUCUGCGGCUUGUGCUACACCUCUCACAUCUCUCUGAACAGACACCUCUUCAUUGUUCAUAAAGUAAAAGACGAGGAGGAAGAGGAGGAGGAGGAGGAAGAGGAGGAGGAGGAAGAGGAGGAGGAGGAGGAAGAUGAAAGGCAGAAGUUACAAAGGGAGAUGAGUGAGAACGGACACGAGGGGUAUAAUGGCGAGAUGAACACUACGGCGGAAGAAGAAAACCUGAAAUGCAAAGAGUGCAAAAGUGACUCAGCUCUUUGUGAACACAGUCAGACGUGUGGCGUGGAGGGUCCUAACAGCACCUCGCAGAACAAUCAUACAAAGUCUCUUAAGACUUAAAAACAAAAUAACCCUUUUGGUUGGUUGGGGGUUUUUGGGGGGUUUUUACUCAAAAUACAGGGUGGGGACGGGGCAAAUCUUUGAAAUAUUCUGUUGAUUUCUUGGGAUGGACAUUGCUUUCCGUUAACUUCUAUUUGUAAGGGAAAUUUAAAAAAGAAAACAACCCUGCCAUUGCAUCCUAAGCACUAACUCUCUGCAAGACCAGAGAGGUGAAAAGGGAAAGCAGGGCAAGAAUCCUCGCUGGAGCUUGUCCAACUCCUGAGGAUCAAGGAGCACUUUCUGCAGCUGCAGUUUCCUUAAGAUGAGCUCUCUUCCUUCGAGUGUGCACUGCCUCAGCCUCUGGCCGGAGCCCCAGCCUUGCCUUCCCUAUCUCGCUUUCUUUCUCCUUCUAUUUAUGGCUUCUUUUUUUCUCUUCCCAUCCUGCCUUUGUUUUACUCAUUUUAACUCAUAACACUGUCUCAGCAAAACACACUUGUCAGGACCGUGGUGGCUGAUCCGGGAUCUGCGUUACACGGGACGGGUUCAAGCUGUAAGUUGUGCUGAUUUUUCCUUAAUUGCCCGAAUAACAACCUUGUUUUCCAAAAGGCAAUUUAAUGAAAUGUCUUGGACCUGAAUCAUCCUGAAAGGGAAUUUUGUAGCCCCUGUCCUCUCGAGUGAGCACAGCUCAAAGCCACGUGUCGUGUUAAGGAGGGCCUGGUGCCCCUCGGGGACUCGCUGGCUGCGUGUCAGUGGAGUUGCGCUGCCGGGAGCCGUCCCGGGGGUGGGUGCAGCCAGGCCCGGUGCUCGGUGGCUCGUCCUGGUGGGCAGCUCGGGCAGAGCCGGGUGGCAGGUUGGCAUCAUCCCCAGAAGAGGAGAACAUCCCCGGCCCCUGUCCGUGCCGUCGGCCGGAGUGAAACCGUCCCGGCACUCCUGAUGGUGUCAGCUCUGUCCCGGGGCUCCCUGACCGGCUCGUUUUGAGCUGCUGCGGCAGAGGAGGGGAGCGCAGCCCACAGAGGCGUCGGCAGAAGCGGGAACCACCGUCCUGCGGUGCCGCAGGGGCUGGCGCUCCGCCGGUAGCUCUUCUCCCACCGCGGCUCGGCGUCACCUGGGAGACGUUUCCUUCCGCGUAGUCAUAUUGACUCUCUCUUUCCUCGCUCCCCCGUCACACACGCGCUUCGUGUAAUAUAAUUAUCUUCUAUACCAUUAUUUUUUUUAUGUUGAGCCAGAACCCUGCUCGUUAUUGUUUACUAUGACGAUGUUUAAAUAAUUUAAGAACUAUUUAUCUUAUUGCAUUUGGAUCACUCACCUUCUCGUCUCGACGUGUUUUGAUACGAACAGUUUGGACUCUUUGUAUUUUUUGAUACGGUGUACGUUAGCCUAGGGGAUGUUUUACCAGGUAGCCUACGUAGAGUUAAGGAUAGCAGGGGGCACUCCCGAGCCAUCACGUAUCUAUUUAACCCGCAGCGGCGUUCGUGCCUUGCUAUGAUGUUUACUUCGAAGUAUUGCAAAUAAAAGCAUCCAAGGGU
Molecule: messenger RNA, 5646 nt
Organism: Aquila chrysaetos chrysaetos
Lineage: Eukaryota; Metazoa; Chordata; Aves; Accipitriformes; Accipitridae
Gene: ZNF592
Product: zinc finger protein 592
Exons: 10
Coding region: 248-4141 (1297 amino acids)
Source: RefSeq, a predicted model, not a curated record